Brassica napus (rape) is the source of this 2854-nucleotide messenger RNA. Its product is annotated as receptor-like protein 41. Lineage: Eukaryota; Viridiplantae; Streptophyta; Magnoliopsida; Brassicales; Brassicaceae. The transcript has a single exon. The coding region runs from base 36 to 2696 and encodes 886 amino acids. Gene Ontology annotation, molecular function: protein binding. The record is from RefSeq and is a predicted model, not a curated record.
CAAAACAAUUCUUCUUCAAAAGUUUUCAUAAAGCCAUGUCUGAAUCACGUUUGCAUUUGCAUUUUCUCUCGCUAAUCUUGCUAUGUUGGGUCUCCACUUCAAGCUUCUUCGAUCUAAACAUUGACUACAGUAGUUAUGUCGCUUGUCAUCCCCAUCAGACUAAAGCUCUCACUGAGUUCAUGAAUGAGUUUGAUAGCAGCUACUGCAACCUCAAUGAUCCCUUUAAUGGAGUCUGGUGCGAUAAUUCGACCGGUGCGGUCACAAUGCUACGACUCCAGUCCUGUCUCAGUGGAACUCUAAAGCCUAAUAGUAGCCUCUUCAGGUUACAUCAUCUUCGUCACCUUAACCUCACUCAAAACAACUUCAUCUCAUCUUCACUUCAUUCUGAAUUUGGCAAUCUAAACAGGUUAGAGGUCUUAUCUCUUUCCAAUAAUGGAUUUGUAGGCCAAGUUCCUUCCUCGUUUAAUAGCCUAAGCCUUCUCUCCGUUUUAAAGCUUUCCAAAAAUGAACUAACUGGUAGUUUCCCACUUGUAAGGAAUCUAACAAAGCUCUCCUAUUUAGGCCUCUCUUACAAUUAUAUCUCUGGAACUCUGAAUCCCAACAGUACUAGCCUGUUUGAAUUGCACCACCUCCGUUACCUUAAUUUAAAUUACAACAACUUCAGUUCAUCACUCCCUUCUGAAUUCGGAAAUCUCAACAAACUAGAGUUCUUGUCUCUUUCCUUCAAUGACUUUUUCGGGCAAGUUCCUCCCACAAUUAGUAACCUAACCUCGUUAACCUACUUGUACCUUGACCACAACCAGCUCACUGGUAGUUUCCCACUUGUACAGAAUCUAACAAAGCUCUCAUUUAUAUAUAUCAAUGAGAAUCACUUCUCUGGAACAAUUCCUUCUUCUGUCUUCACCAUGCCUUUCUUAUCACGUCUCAAUCUGCGUGGAAACGAUCUCACCGGUUCUAUUGAAGUUCAUGACUCCUGUACCCCAUCUAGGCUCGAGAAAAUGUACCUUGGGAAAAACCAUUUUGAAGGAAAAAUCAUAGAACCUAUCUCAAAGCUCAUCAACCUCACACAUCUAGACCUUUCUUUCCUAAACACAAGCUAUCCCAUUGAUUUAAGCCUCUUUUCCUCGCUAAAAUCUUUGUCGUACCUAGAUCUUUCCGGUAAUAGUAUAUCUCCGGCCAGUUUAGAAUCAAAGUCAUCAGACAUAUCAACAAACUUGGAGAGAUUGUUGUUGCAAGACUGCGGCAUCAGCGAGUUCCCAAAUAUCUUAAAGAACCUUGAGAAGUUGGAGCUUAUUGCAUUAGGCAACAAUAGAAUCAAAGGGAAAAUACCGGAGUGGUUAUGGAAGCUUCCUCGUCUGUACACAGUGUUUCUUGGAAGUAAUUCAUUUACUGGUUUUGAAGGUCCGGCGGACGUUUUGGUGAACUCAUCGUUGGAGUUGAUAGAUCUGGAGCAAAACUAUUUUGAAGGAGCAGUUCCAGUCCUACCACUAUUUAUUAACUUCUUUAAUGCAGAAAGCAAUAGAUUCACAGGGAGGAUACCUCUCUCAAUCUGCAAUUGUAGAUCUCUCAAGCGUUUGUGGCUAUCUUACAACAACCUCACGGGUCCAAUUCCUCAAUGCUUGAGUAACUUGACGAUUGUGAAUCUCCGGAAGAACAACUUGGAAGGAAGUAUUCCUGACGUGUUUGUAACCGGUGCUUCUCUACAGGAACUUGACGUCGGACACAAUCGACUAACCGGUAAACUUCCAAGAUCUCUUCAGAAUUGUGCAUCUCUAGAGUUUCUACUUGUUGACCACAACAAAAUCAAAGACAAGUUUCCUUUCUGGCUCAAGGCUUUACCGAAUUUGCAAGUUCUUAUCCUUAGUUCAAACAAAUUCUAUGGCUCUAUAUCUCCUCCUGGUCAAGGUCCUCUCGGGUUUCCGGAACUACACAUAUUUGAAAUAUCGGAUAAUAAGUUCACUGGAAGCUUGCCACCAAGGUACUUUGUCAAUUGGAAAGCAUCGUCACUUACAAUGAAUGAAAAUGACGAACGUCUAUAUAUGGUACACGGGCAAAUUAGCUCCGGGGGAUUUUACUAUUACGUUAUGGUGACUAUAGAUUUGCAAUACAAAGGUCUGUUGAUGGAGCAAGAGAGGAUCAUUACCUCAUACGCGGCUAUUGAUUUUUCAGGGAAUAGAAUUGAAGGACAAAUUCCUGAAUCAAUUGGUCUCGUGAAAGGACUGAUUGCACUCAAAUUAUCAAACAACGCUUUCACAGGCCAUAUUCCUCUGUCUUUCUCCAAUCUAAGCAAUCUCGAGUCACUAGACCUAUCAAGCAACCAACUCUCAGGGACCAUUCCUGGUGGACUCGGGACCCUCUCCUUUUUGGAGUACAUUAAUGUGUCUCACAACCAACUCAAAGGGAUUAUACCACAAGGAACACAGAUUACGGGGCAGCCUAAAUCUUCCUUUGAAGGGAACGCAGGGCUUUGUGGUCUUCCCCUCCAGGAAACUUGCUUUGGGACUAAUGCACCACCUACACAACAACCUUCUGAAGAAGAAGGAGAAGAAGAGGAAGAAGUGUUGAACUGGAAAGGUGUGGCUAUAGGGUUUGGACCUGGAGUGUUGCUUGGACUUGUAAUAGCACACCUCACUGCAACAUACAAACCGGAGUGGCUCAUUAAGAUAAUUGGACCGAACAAGCGCAGAAAUCGCUAGGAUUGUUUUCAGUUUGAGUAUGAUCCUUCAAUGUAUGUCAAGUGGUUGAUGAUUCCUCUUGUAUGGAAGCAUGUUUUUAUGUUUGUUGUAUCGUUAUCUGAUGCUUUGUUUCUAUUUCGUUUUCUAUAAAGUAAGAAUGGUGAAUGUUUUGUAGUCAA